AUGUCAUACCACGAACCAGACAGCCUCAGCCCCCCUUCAACAUCCCCCGCCGACCAGAGUCAUGAAGACAACCGUUCAACGCUUUCGUUCCUAUUCGAACGUACCUCGUUGAACGAUCCGGACGAUAUCUCUCAUCCUGAAAACUACAAUCCCAACCAGAGGACACCAUACCCCAGGCGUCGUGAGAGCGGCGCCGAGUCGCCGACAUGGGUUGGUGGUGAACCCGAAGAAACUCAUGCAAUGGCUUAUACUGCUGAAGGAGAGCCUUUCAUACAGGUGACUUCUGUGGGCCCGGCUGCGGACCCUCAAUCCAGUCCGGAAGGAGAAACCGUCUAUAUCCAUCUCGAACCCGUUCUCGAGCCAGACGAGGCCGACAACGACCACUCUGUAAACCCAGACCCAAGAAGACCACCCCUCUCGCGCCAAUUCCGGCUCUCGCAGCGCUACAUCCGCACCCUAAACAACAUGGGCUACACCUACUCCAGCGGGCUGGGCACGUCCCCCACACCGGGCAGUGGGGCGGCGUCGAUGAGGUCGAGUGGGUGUGGGAGAGAGGUGGAUUAUGUGAGUACGCCGAAUGGAGCGAGAUUGGAAUGGGGGGAGGAGAGGGAGGGGACGGCGGAGGAGGAAGGGGAGGAGAGGAGUCGGGAAUAA
Molecule: messenger RNA, 654 nt
Organism: Cryptococcus amylolentus CBS 6039
Lineage: Eukaryota; Fungi; Basidiomycota; Tremellomycetes; Tremellales; Cryptococcaceae
Exons: 2
Coding region: 1-654 (217 amino acids)
Source: RefSeq, a predicted model, not a curated record